CCUCUCACCUCAGUACUUUGACUACUUUGGUUAAUAAAAAUACAUUCGUAAAUACAUUGUGAUUAAAUAAUAUUUUUCAAACUGUCUAUGAUUAAUAAAGUUUAAGAUUAUAUUUUUUUCGCAAUAAUCAGCAAAAAUUGCCGUAUUGAACUUAAUACUUUAGUUAAAUUUUCGACUCGAGAGAAUGUAAAUAAAGCGUAUAACCUAAUAUUUACCGCUGUUUUAUGUAAAUGUUAAAAUUAUAACCUUUCUUAUCUUCUAAACCAUAAGUUUGAAAAGAUGCGGUAUGCACAAUUAGUUGUGGGUCCAGCAGGUAGUGGAAAAGUGAGGACAUUUCAUUUCCACUUACUGCUCAACAAUAUUAAAACAUGCAAUGGAUUCAAAGAGAAUUGUAGAAGUAGUGAACUUAGAUCCAGCAGCAGAACAUUUUGACUAUCAGCCACUUGUGGAUAUCCGAGAAUUGAUUCAUCUGGAUGAUGCUAUGGAGGAUGAAGAACUACAGUUUGGGCCUAAUGGUGGACUUGUUUUUUGUAUGGAAACUUUACUAGAAAACUGUGACUGGCUAGAAGAGCAGUUGGGAGAUGUAGAUGAUGACUAUAUACUGUUUGACUGUCCAGGUCAAAUAGAACUCUAUACACACUUACCGGUCAUUAAAAAACUGGUUGAUCAGCUUGAAAAGUGGAACUUUAGGAUAUGUGUGGUGUUCAUGAUUGAUUCACAGUUUAUGGUUGAUGGGGCUAAGUUCUUGUCAGGAACAAUGGCAGCCCUUAGUGUAAUGGUGAAUUUAGAAUUACCUCAUGUUAACAUUUUAACUAAAAUGGACCUCCUCAGUAAAUCAGCAAGGAAACAAUUAGAUAAUUACUUAGACCCAGACCCACACGUGUUAUUAGCAGAUAUGCGAAAUGUUAAUUCACGAUGGCACGAAAAAUAUGCAAAGUUAACAGAGGCGAUCGGUGAAGUUAUUGAAAAUUUUAGUUUGGUUAGAUUUUACCCGCUAAAUAUUAAAGAUGAAGAGAGCAUAGACAACAUUUUGAUCACCAUUGACAAUAUAAUUCAGUUUGGCGAAGAUGCUGAUGUGAAAGUUAGAGAUUUUGAUGAACCCGAUCCGGAGAAUGAUGGUGAUGAGUGAUCAGAGGGAAACAAUCAUGGAAAAUUCGAGGUGCUUCUACAUAAUAUUAAAAAAAAUCUCCAUGGAAUUAAACAUUUAUCAGCAGUCUAAAUAAAAUAUUUUUCCUAAGAAA
This is a messenger RNA of Pieris rapae (cabbage white), 1241 nucleotides long. Its product is annotated as GPN-loop GTPase 3. The record is from RefSeq and is a predicted model, not a curated record. Lineage: Eukaryota; Metazoa; Arthropoda; Insecta; Lepidoptera; Pieridae. Gene Ontology annotation, molecular function: GTPase activity. The coding region runs from base 374 to 1129 and encodes 251 amino acids. The transcript is spliced from 6 exons.